GAGCAGAGUUCACGUAGGGUAAGGUACCAGGUACCAAGCCUCACUGUCAACUUUGCUUGGAUCAACUAUUGACGGUGAUCUCGAUUCGCAGUGGGCGCAUAUCAAAGAUGCGUUAGUUUCCGCCAGUAUCGACACUUGUGGAGUUACCCGUCACCCACCGAAACAUUGGAUUUCCGCCGACUCCUUGUCGCUGAUGGACAAACGCCGCUUGAUCCCAUCGGAUUCCAGACACGUUGAAGAACGCCAAUACCUUGGUCGAGAGUUGCGCAGGAGUCUGCAAAUGGACCGCGAAGCUUGGUGGUGUGAACGUGCUAGGGAGAUGGAGCUUGCUAGUCUCUGUGGUAAUACCAGGAAACUCUUCCAUCUCCUUCGAGUCACCGAAGGUGUUCGAUCUGGUAUAAGUGAAACAAUAUGCGAAGAGGAUGGCACCUUAAUCACCAAUCUUCAACGACGGUUGGAGCGAUGGGCCGAACAUUUUGGCUCGCAGUUUUGUUGGCCCCCAGCUCCAUCUGCUACCUCUGGCGCUCGCGCUGGGGCCGAGUGGUCUACCCCAACAGACCCUCCCUCUUCCCAGGAAAUCGAGCAGGAGCUCCGGCACCUGAAGCGUUAUAAAGCUCCCGGCCCUGAUGGUCUUCACCCAGCUCUAUUUAAAGAUGGUGGCGCAUCGCUGGUCCGAG
Dicrocoelium dendriticum is the source of this 677-nucleotide messenger RNA. Lineage: Eukaryota; Metazoa; Platyhelminthes; Trematoda; Plagiorchiida; Dicrocoeliidae. The record is from the annotation of a GenBank genome assembly.